UGCAACUUCACCUCGCUCCAGGGCUUCCGAGUGUCUCAACAAUGUGAUCUGCCAACGUCGUCCAUGGACCUCACUGUAGUUAUCGGUCCACGUGGCUCACCACAAUCGCAAGACUUGCCGUUCUAACCGCCCAGGCCUGCACCACGUCGCUAUCAUGGCGAGUCAAUGGGUCGGACAGCCACGCAUCAAGGGCUUCUCCGAGACGAUGCGCAUGGUGUUGUUGACCAGUAGUAUCAUUGGCAUCGAGUUCGCCUGGGGUACUGAGAUGACCUACUGCAACCCAUACCUCCUCUCUCUCGGCAUGCCGAAGAGCAAGCUCUCCCUCGUCUGGAUCGCCGGUCCCCUUUCCGGCCUCGUCAUGCAGCCCAUCAUCGGCACGCUGAGCGACAAGAGCACGAGCAAGUACGGCCGCAGACGACCAUACAUGAUGGCUGGAUCUCUCGCGGUGGCGACUUGCUACCUCAUCCUGGGCUGGUCAAAAGAGCUGGGCGGCUGGUUCUCACAAGACGCUGAACUUAAACGACAGUAUGCCAUCAUCGUCGCGGUGGUGGACAUCUACAUCCUCGAUUUCCUAAUCAACAUCGCCAUGUCCGCAUGUCGCGCGCUGGUCGUCGACACGCUCCCCAUUUCAAAGCAGCAGCUCGGCGCUGCGUGGAUUAGUCGGAUGAUUGGCAUCGGUCGUUUGAUGGUGUAUGCUUUCGGCGCAGUGGACUUGAACGCCGUGAUGGGAAACACCCUGGGAGACACGCAAUUCAAGAAAGAGUGCGUCAUUGCAGCUCUCGCGAUGACUUUGGCCCAGGGGUUGACCUGUUGGGCUGUGGAGGAACGAGUUCUGGUGGCAAGUCGGGGCAGCAGCGGCACGGGACAGAGCAUCAGCGGUGUCGUGCUGCAGAUCUACGACGCCUUCCUGCACGUCCCCGAGCGCAUCCAGGCCAUCUGCUGGGUGAACUUCUGGGCUUACAUCGGCUGGUUUCCUUUUCUCUUCUACAGCUCGACGUGGGUGGGCGAGAUCUACCUGCACCACGAAGCGGGCGGGGGUGACACGACCAAGACGGCGCUCGACAAAGUGGGCCAGCAGGGCAGCCGGGCGUUGAUCGUGUAUUCCAUCGUGGGCACGGCAUCGUCCAUUGUCCUGCCCUGGCUGAUCCAGAGUCCGGAGGACGAGGAGAAGGCCGGGUACACCAGCCGUCCGCCGCGCUUCCUCGAGGGCAUACUCAAGCGCAUCAAGCUCCGGAAGCCCACGCUUCUGACGUCGUGGGCACUGUCGAACCUGGUCUUUGCCAGCGCGAUGAUCUUUGCGCCGCUGGUGCAAACGGUGGCGUUUGCCACGGUGCUCAUGGCGAUUUGCGGGGUGUCGAGCGCGUUUGUCGCGUUCGCGCCCGUCACCUUUCUGGGGGUGGAGGUCAAUCGGCUGAGCAGCGCGAUGCCGACGGGGCACAGUCGGAGCCCGUCACAUCGGAAGUCGAUGGACUCGAUGGAGCUCGGCGAUUCCCCCACCAUCCUCCACCUGCGCUCGGACUCGGAGACGUCGGUCGUCACCUCGACCGGCGAGCUGUCGGGCAUCUAUCUCGGCAUCCUCAACAUCUACACCACGCUGCCGCAAUUCGUGGGCACGGCGAUCAGCUGGAUCGUCUUCUCCAUCCUGGAUCCGGGCAAGAGUGCUGCGCUCACGGAAGUGCCGGGUGCGGCGCAAGGCCAGGGCGGCGAGAGUGGCGUGUCGGCGAUUGGCGUGUGUUUGUUUGUGGGCGCCUUGAGUGCCGUAGGCGCCGCGUGGGCCACCCGACGGCUGCGAAGGAGUCAAAGGGGGUGAAGAGACGAGUCUUGUGUGUACGAUUACGAUGACCAGCACGGGGCGGGGCAUGGAUCAGGCCGCCAUGAAUUCCAUCAUAUUGUUCAAAGAGGAUGUAGCCGUUUGACAGCCAUGACAUCUGCCGGACCAUG
This is a messenger RNA of Neohortaea acidophila, 1941 nucleotides long. Its product is annotated as SUC2 like protein. The coding region runs from base 155 to 1810 and encodes 551 amino acids. Gene Ontology annotation, cellular component: membrane. NCBI's taxonomy places the organism in Eukaryota, Fungi, Ascomycota, Dothideomycetes, Mycosphaerellales, Teratosphaeriaceae. Gene Ontology annotation, molecular function: sucrose:proton symporter activity. The transcript is spliced from 6 exons. The record is from RefSeq and is a predicted model, not a curated record.